Lepus europaeus (European hare) is the source of this 1884-nucleotide messenger RNA. It is a transcript of the gene KRT3, whose product is annotated as keratin 3. Gene Ontology annotation, biological process: intermediate filament organization; keratinization. Bases 1 to 1884 code for a protein of 627 amino acids. Lineage: Eukaryota; Metazoa; Chordata; Mammalia; Lagomorpha; Leporidae. The record is from RefSeq and is a predicted model, not a curated record. Gene Ontology annotation, cellular component: keratin filament. Gene Ontology annotation, molecular function: structural constituent of skin epidermis. The transcript is spliced from 9 exons.
AUGAACAGACAAGUGUGCAAGACAUCCGGAGGCGGCAGCCUGGGCUUCUCCGGCCGCUCUGCCGUGGUCUCUGGCAGCAGCGGCGGCGGCAGCAGCAGCAGGAUGAGCUGCGUGGCCCGCUCAAUGGCAGCUGGCGGAGGGGCCUCUGGGUUCCGGGGUGGAGCAGGUGGCUUUGGCAGCCGCAGCUUGUACAACCUGGGGGGCCAUAAGAGCAUCUCCUUGAGUGUGGCAGCUGGUGGCUCCCGGGCUGGUGGCUUUGGGGGAGGGCGAAGCAUCUGUGGCAGUGGCUUUGGAGGUGGCUUUGGGGGUGGCUUUGGAGGUGGCUUUGGGGGUGGCUUUGGAGGCGCAGGUGUAUUUGGAGGAGCAGGUGGCUUUGGGGGAGCAGGUGCAUUUGGGGGAGCAGGUGGCUUUGGGGGAGCAGGUGGCUUUGGUGGCCCUGGUGGCUUUGGUGGCCCUGGUGGCUUCCCUGGAGGCAUCCAGGAAGUGACUGUCAAUCAAAGCCUGCUGCAGCCCCUCAAUGUGGAGAUCGACCCCCAGAUUGGGCAAGUGAGGGCCCAGGAGCGGGAGCAGAUCAAGACCCUCAACAACAAGUUCGCCUCCUUCAUUGACAAGGUGCGCUUCCUGGAGCAGCAGAACAAGGUCCUGGAGACCAAGUGGGAGCUGCUGCAGCGACAGGGCCCCAACUCCGUCACAGGCACCAACAACCUUGAGCCGCUUUUUGAGAAUCGCAUCAAUUUCCUGCGGAGCUACCUGGACAGCAUCCUCGGGGAGAGGGGCCGCCUGGACUCGGAGCUGAGAAGCAUGCAGGACCUGGUGGAGGACUUCAAGAAGAAGUAUGAAGACGAAAUCAACAAACGCACAGCUGCUGAGAACGAAUUUGUGACCCUGAAAAAGGACGUGGACGCCGCCUACAUGAACAAGGUGGAGCUCCAGGCCAAGGUGGACUCCCUGAUGGACGAGAUCAACUUUCUGAGGACCCUGUACGAUGCGGAGCUGUCCCAGAUGCAAAGCCACGUCAGCGACACGUCCGUGGUGCUGUCCAUGGACAACAACCGUAACCUGGACCUGGACAGCAUCAUCGCUGAGGUGCGCGCCCAGUACGAGGACAUCGCCCAGAGGAGCCGCGCCGAGGCCGAGGCCUGGUACCAGACCAAGCUGGGAGAGCUGCAGACCACGGCUGGCAGGCACGGGGACGACCUGAGGAGCACCAAGAACGAGAUCGCGGAGAUCAACAGGAUGAUCCAGAGACUGCGAAACGAGAUCGAGAACGUUAAGAAGCAGAACGCCAGCCUGCAGACGGCCAUUGCAGAAGCCGAGCAGCGCGGGGAGCUGGCCCUCAAGGACGCCAACGCCAAGCUCCAAGAGCUGCAGGCUGCCCUGCAACAGGCCAAGGACGACCUGGCCCGGCUGCUGCGGGAUUACCAGGAGCUCAUGAACGUGAAGCUGGCGCUGGACGUGGAGAUCGCCACCUACCGCAAGCUGCUGGAGGGCGAGGAGAGCAGGAUGUCCGGAGAGUGCCAGAGUGCCGUCAGCAUCUCUGUGGUCAACAGCAGUAGCACGACCUCAGCCGCCGCAGGUGGUUACGGCGGCGGUUACGGCGGCGGCUACGGCGGCGGCUUCGGCGUGGGAGCCGGUGCAGGCAGCGGCUUUGGCCGGGGAGGAGGCAGCGGAUUGGGCGGCGGCAGCGGAUUGGGCGGCGGCAGUGGAUUCGGCGGCGGCAGCGGAUUGGGCGGCGGCAGCAUUGGUUUCAGCGUUGGCAGCAGCGGGUUUGGCUCUGGCUCUGGGGGUCGCAGCGGAGUCAGCCUCGGAGGCUUCAGCUCCGGCAGCAGCAGCCGGGGCAGCAGCGUGAAGUUCUCCCAGUCUUCCCAGCGCUACUCCAGAUAA